This is a messenger RNA of Neurospora tetrasperma FGSC 2508, 2931 nucleotides long. RefSeq lists its product as uncharacterized. Gene Ontology annotation, molecular function: monooxygenase activity; iron ion binding; heme binding. The transcript is spliced from 5 exons. NCBI's taxonomy places the organism in Eukaryota, Fungi, Ascomycota, Sordariomycetes, Sordariales, Sordariaceae. Bases 1 to 1611 code for a protein of 536 amino acids. The record is from RefSeq and is a predicted model, not a curated record.
AUGGGCCUAGUCGAAGACGUCGCUGGGAACCUCUCCUUGAAGAAUACCCCGAUCAUAUUUGGCGGGGUGCUUCUCGGCUUGAUAGUCUUUAGAUACUUGCAGGUAGUAUGGCAGAGUUUCAGAAUCGCCAGAAUGGGUUUGCGGCCUCCCAAGAUCCGCGACAGUGGACUGUUUGGCAUCAAGUUCAUCAGGACCACCAUUAAGAUGGCAGCUGAGCACAAAACCCUCCAGUUUUGGCAGCAGAUGUUCAGAAGUAUUGGUGGGUACACUGGCGAGGUUAGGCUUGCUGGUCAUCGAAUUAUCUUUACCUCGGAGCCGGAAAACAUCAAGGCUAUUCUAGCCACCCAGUUUGAAGACUACGGCAAGGGCGAAGGCUUCCAUCAGGAGUGGAAGGAUUUCUUGGGUGACAGCAUCUUCACGACCGAUGGCGAUCUUUGGCAUGCCAGCCGUCAACUAAUCCGUCCCCAAUUCAUCAAGAACCGUGUCAGUGACUUGCAAUGUUUUGAAAAUCAUAUGCAAAUGCUUUUCCGCACAAUCGCCAAUGGAGGAGCCCUAAAUGGUGAGGAUCAGAUGGUCGACAUGGAAGCUGGUAAUGGAAAGCCGGUCGAUAUCAGCGAUCUCUUCUUUCGUUACACUUUGGAUGCCGCCACCGAUUUCCUGCUUGGCAAAGAUAUCAAGUCGUUGAGUACCCCGGUACAACCUUUUGCCGACGCGUUCCAGGAGGUACAACGGGUGCAGAUCCUCAUCGCCAGGGCCGGACCUCUCAACCGUUUUGUACCGAGAAAGACCUUUUGGGAAGGAUUGAAAGUCAUCGACGAGACUAUCAACUUCUACAUUGAUCGCGCCCUUCGACUUGACGAGGAGGAGCUCGCGAGCAAGUCCAAGGGAGACGAGGGCUACACUUUUCUCCAUGCCCUUGCUGGUUUCACCAAAAACCGCCAAGUGUUGCACGACCAGCUGAUGGCCGUUCUCCUUGCCGGACGUGACACAACAGCUUGCACCCUCUCAUGGACAAUAUACGAGCUCGCCCGCCAUCCCGAAGCUGUGGCGAAGCUACGCGCCGAGAUCCUCUCCGUUGUCGGACCUGACCGCGCUCCCACAUAUGACGAUCUCAAGAGCAUGAAGUACCUUCAAAAUGUCAUGAACGAGACUCUGCGGCUGUACCCCGUAGUUCCUUUCAAUGUACGGAUGGCCCUCAAGGACACUACUCUCCCCCGUGGCGGUGGUCCUGAUGGCUCUCAGCCAAUUGCUAUUCUCAAGAAUACACCCAUCGGUUAUAGCCCUCUUACCAUGCAGCGCCGACCCGAUCUGUACCCUCCCGUCAGCGAGAAAUUCCCAGAUGUUGAGAUGUUCUCUCCAGACCGCUGGUUCCACUGGCAGCCUAAGCCGUGGCAGUAUAUCCCGUUCAACGGAGGCCCCCGUAUCUGCAUCGGCCAGCAAUUCGCCCUUACCGAGAUGGGAUAUGUGCUGACGCGACUGUUCCAGCGAUACGACCGGGUGGUGAGCUACAUGGAUGAAAUUGAUGGAGGCAAGCCGAGGAUGAAGACUGAUAUUGUCUUGAUGCCUGCCGAUGGAGUCAAGGUCGCGUUCUUUGAGGCGAAGCGGGAAUGAUUUGUUUGAACCAGUAGCAUUGUAUAUACCUACCUACGACGGAAGACUUUGGCAUCCCCGGUUUAGGCGGUUCAUCUCUUUGCUCAUAAUACCACUGGUACUUCUCAUCAAGUACAACGUUUCGCUACUCCAUUUAUGUUGGCUACCAGUUCUUGUAAACUUGCUCUAUGCCAAUGUCGUACCCAUAUCCAAAAGGAACGCUUUACACCAAAAAUCAUGUUCCAUCAAUAGCCAACCAUGACACUGAUCACAACUUGAAGCUCUCUCUGAUGGCCUCUCCAAACCUUCUAAUUGCCUCUGUCAUGUUCUCGGCCGUUGCUGCCGCAAACGUCGCGCGGAAGAAGAGCUCGUUCGGCUCUGUAUCUUGUUCAGCGCGGAACCAAGAUCCUCGAGCGACCAAAACGCCCCUGGCAAUGCAAGAAUUGAAGAUCUCCUCUUCAACUUCCAAAAUGCCUUUCCCAGCCUGGAUACCGGGGUGCUGGGAGUGGUCGAUCUUGAGCCAGUAAAACAUGCCAGCAACAGGCACAGUCCAGCUCACCACCUCCUUGGGCAAGAACUUCUCAGCCGCCGUCACCAUGGUAUCCCUCCGCUUGGUAUACUCCUGCCUCAGAUUCAUCAACCACUUGAAGUACCCCUCAUGUCCCCAUUGCUCGUCCAGCAGCUUGUACAGGAUCACCUGUGAGAUGCCGUUGGCGCCUUGGUUGCACACCUCGGCGUGCCGGAGGUACUGCUCGAUGAUAUUCUCCGAGGCCGUCACCCACCCGACACGCGACCCCGGAACGACCACCUUGGAGAAGGAAUCCAUGCGCAGGACGCGGCCAUCGACAUCCAGGGACAAGAGGGAGGGGAUGAGUGAGGACAUGAAGGAUUCCACUGUCUCCUCCUCCUUGCCCUCGCCCUCUUUCGCAGCCGUGGUCCCCGAUUCCGUCUCCUUGGACUCCUCCAACGGCAUCUGAAGGUAAUAAUACGGCUCAUCCUCAAUCACAAACAAAUCAUGCUUCCUCGCCACCUCAUACACCUGCUUCCUCCUCUCCAACCCCUGCGUGGUGCCCGUGGGAUUCUGUCCGCUCGGCACCGUGUACAGCACAUGCGGCUUCCUCCUGCCCUCUCUCUCUUCCGGAUUCCAGUUCGACAAAAGCUCAUCCAUGGCUUCCGGCAACAACCCUUGCCCAUCCAUCUUGACACCCACCACCUUCAAAUCCAACGGCCCCGCCGUCUCCAGAGCCGUGGAGAACGAAUACUCCUCCGUCAAGAUAGAAUCACGCCUCCCCGGCCCGUCACAGAGCAUGCGAAGAGUCUGCUCCAGAGCACCCGUGCUGC